AUAGUUUUAUUGUAAAUACAUUAAAAAUAAAUUACUCGUAAUUUUAAGGCGAGUAGCUCCCCCCAUCUAUUUCCUGUUCCGGUUCGCGAAGCGCUCGUAGAUUUUCAGCUGCGUAUGAGAAACCAUCACGUUGCAACAACGGUGAGAAAGAAAAAAGUUUACCAUCGGAUGGAAAAGUGCCCGAAAACUUUGUGCUUGAGCUCGGAUAAAGUCCUCCAACCCUUCAGUGCUGCCGAGUGAUCGCCGAUUUCGAAAGUGGCGAAAAGUGAGUUUAAUCAGCUUCAUAGCUGUAAAGUUGUUAGCCCGCGUGCUACUGUUAGCUUUAGCAUCACGUUGCUAACACGUAGCAGCUACGUCGCCGGGAAGCGCGGUGUUUGAGUCAGCUCUUACUUCGUCUGAAAGAGUCUGGCGAUUAGCUUGGGUGCAGCUGUGCUGAGUGUCUGAGCUCAAGUGAUUUGGAGAUUGGUCAGGUUUUUUUCCCCCUCCUUUUGUGUACCCCCCUCGACCUCAUUGGUAUAUUCCUGAGCGGAUAUUCUGAUAGUCAUGAUGGCGAGCCUCCCACCUGGAUCAGAUGGAAAGGACUACACCUCUUCUGUGAUCACUGGAUUUUGCUUUGUGUGACCUACAGUGCGGUAGGCCAGAACUAAGAACACUGUCACUCAUCUGUGAGCACCAGCCCUAGCAGCUAUUUAUUUUAUUGUGAAAGUUUUUGACCGACUUAGACUGACUUGGACUAGUUUUUUCUUUGACCUAUUUUAUUUAAUUUGCUACUCUUGGGUUGGUGUGGGACAGAAAGGAAACCCUCCUUUAAGACAUCUGAUAGUGAACUGAACUGCGAAUCCUACUCAUCAGCCUGAGUUGUUUGUGAACACUGAGAACAGGCAGUGAAAGAGAUUUUUUUGUGAACAGUUGGCCAAAGAACAAACAAAGAACAAAAACCCGAGUCAUUAAGUGUCCACAUAUAUUGUAUUGUCUUAAUUAUUUGUGUUACUGUCUUUUAUUGUCUUUUAUAUAUAAAACCGGUAUAUGUUCAAGCAUCAUAUUGGUACGGUGUGUUGUUUAGAUAAUUCCCUGCUGCUUCCCGAGAGUCGAACCGAGAAUUGAAAUUACUCCUUAAUCUUUGUUGUGAGCUCCAUUGUCUCACAAGUGCUACAUAAAUUUUGGCGAGCCAGCCAGGAGGCAGCAUGUGAGUGAAUUUAACUGUCACACCUACUUAUUUUACGCAGUUGCUGAUUGUUGCACUUGAACUCAGGUACUCAGAUUUUUGACGCCCUUUGAAAUGGAAGUUAUAGCACAGGAAUCAGUCAAAAUCCCUUGCUCUGUUGUGGUAAGUGGGUUAACAGAGACCGAGAGUGAUGAAGAAGUUUCCACUUUCCUCCAGAAGUACGGUUCAGUUAGCCGUUUCUUUCGCAUAGAUGACCCAAAAUCAGGUUUCCACAAGCACAUGAUAGUUGAGUUUACUCAUGGCACUGCCAUGCAGGAGUUAGAACCCAUGUUGCCUCUUAAGCUUUCAAGUCCAAGCCAGCCAGAAAUUACUUAUGAAGUCAAGCCCUUGGCCAGUGUUUACACUCAGGAAGCCCAGGGUAAAGCCACUAAGGCUUACAUGGAACAGUUGGUAGAAAUAGCCAGAUUGAGUGGGAAAUCAGUAGAACAGAUGUUAAAGGAAGAGCUCUCCACCCUGUCUCUGCCUACUGCUUCUUCUCAGGUUUGUCAUGAUUCCUCAGUUGAGCAGCACCCACAACCAGACCCACCUGUGCCAGGAGCUGUUUCUUCUCCUCCAGUCCCUCAGCUGGCAACACUUCCAGAUUCCUCAGUCUUGAAACCUCCUGUUGAUCAUCCUCAUUCUCAGACUGACGUAACUUUGAGUAAAAACCUGACCAAUCCCAGUGUUCCACCAGCUCCUCCAGUCUUAGCUGGCGGUUUCACCCAACCGGUUAUUGAUGUAAAUCCGCCCAGUGUUCAGCGGGUGGUGGUUGAGCACGUUGUGCGUAACAGUGAAAACUUGCCACAGUCUAUUGCACCAGGAAGACUUCGUGCCUUCUCAGGAAGAAGUGUACGUCCUAAUAAUGAAGCUGAUUAUGACACAUGGCGUGCUAGUGUUGAAGUCCUCAUUAAAGAUCCUUCAGUUUCUGAUUUACACUGUGCACAUCGCAUACUCGAUAGCCUGCUUCCUCCUGCUUCUGAGAUGAUUAAGCAUUUAGGCCCACAUGCUAGUCCAUCUACAUACCUCAAGCUGCUUGACUCUGCUUACGGCGCGGUUGAGGAUGGAGAUGAGCUGUAUGCAAGGUUCAUGAAUACACUUCAGAACGAAGGAGAGAAGCCUUCUGCUUUCCUGCAGAGAUUAUAUACAGCCUUGAGCACAACCAUGAGACGAGGUGGUGUGCCCUCUCAAGAUUUUGAUCAGCAGCUUUUGAAACAGUUCUGUCGUGGUUGCUGGGAGAAUGCUCUGAUCGUAGACCUCCAACUUGAACAGAGAAAGGAGAACCCCCCAUCCUUUGCAGAGUUGUUGCUAAUGCUCAGAACAGAAGAAGAUAAGCAAGCUGCAAAGCUGAGUCGUAUGAAGCAGCACUUUGGCAUUGCUAAAUCUGCUUGUAGCAGUGGUAAGCAGCGCGUUAUGUCGCAUUUGCAAACAGCGCAUGUUACACCAGAUUCAGUUCAAACUACUGAGAUGGAGAGGUUAAAGAAACAAGUUGCUGACCUCAAUGCCCAGCUCAGUAGGAUGGCAUCUGAGAGUCAAGGACAGAAGCCACAAAGAAAACAGAAGACAAAAUCUCUUGCUUCUAACGCUAAAGUUGAAGCUCGCUUUGAAAAAAGAAACCAGGCAAGUAAACCAAACCCUCCUGUUAAAGGGAGCACCAAACCACGGCCGUGGUAUUGUUUCCAGUGUGGGGAGGAUGGUCAUGUUGCUUCAGUUUGUGAUAAUGCCCCAAAUCCAUCCCUUGUGGCGGCUAAGAAGAAGCAACUUAGAGAGAAACAGGCUGCAUGGGAAGCCUCUACUGACCUUGAAAGUGAGUCACAUUUAAACUGACACCCACUCCUGUAGAGGGACAUAUGGGAGUGAAGCUCAGUGAAUCAGGUCCCAACUUAGGAAAAUCUGUCCUUAAGAACACCAAAGUGAAAGCGGCUCAGAUCCCUAAGGGGCUCGUUGGAGCCAAGACCACAGCUCAGGUGGUAAUUGCUGGAAACCAAACUAACUGUCUUUUGGACACAGGGUCACAGGUGACUACUGUACCACAGUCCUUUUACGAGCAAAAACUUUCACAUUUAGUCAUCCAUCCCCUCGACGACCUCCUCGAGGUUGAGGGCGCAAAUGGUCAGACAGUGCCUUACUUGGGGUACGUUGAACUUUCUGUCACUUUUCCCAAGGACUUUGUGGGAACUGAGAUUGAGGUUAAUACCUUAGCUCUAGUUAUUCCCUACCUCCCUUCGGCAGGUCAUGAACAGGUGCUUAUUGGCACUAAUACGCUUGAUGUCUUGUAUGCAGACUACCAGAAACUCUCCCCAUUCCAGCCAUUGCAACAUGGUUAUCGAACGGUUCUCAAAACUCUUGAGACGCGCCAGAAGAGUUCAAAUGAUAGUAGCCUUGGGUUUGCAAGGAUGACCGGAAAGUUGUCUGCGGUUGUCCCUGCAGGACAGACAGUAGUUCUUGAGGGCUCGGUUAAUAUUUGUAACGCUCACCAUCUAACAGAUGUUCUCAUUGAGCAACCAACAGCAUCUUCCUUACCAAGUGGCUUGUUAGUCUCAGCUAGUUUAGUGAGCCUGCCAAGGAAGCAGCCUUGUCGGCUACCUGUAGUGCUAAAGAAUGAAACCGAGCAUGACAUUGUCAUACCCCCUAAGACUGUGCUGGCAGAUGUUAAUGCCAUAACGAGGGUACUUCACAAAGAGCAGGUUGUUAAAGAACCAAAACUUCCUGACAGGCAAGCAAAGUCUCCCACAGACCUGAGUUUUGACUUUGGCAACUCUCCCUUAUCCCCCGAGUGGAAAGAGAGAGUGACAGCCAUGUUAAACUCUAUGUCGGAUGUGUUUUCCCGACAUGAUCUUGAUUUUGGACAUACUGAUAAAGUAAAGCACUGCAUCAAACUCAGUGACGAAACGCCUUUCAAACAAAGAGCACGUCCUAUACAUCCUAAUGAUGUAGAUGCAGUAAGAAAGCACUUACAAGAACUUUUUGAGUCUGGGAUCAUUAGGGAAUCAGAGUCCCCAUUUGCUUCUCCCAUCGUCAUAGUCCGCAAAAAGAAUGGCUCGGUACGUCUCUGUGUAGACUACCGGAAGCUUAAUCUUCAAACUAUUAAGGAUGCUUAUGCACUCCCAAAGCUGGAAGAAGCUUUCUCCGCCCUGGUGGGGUCAAAAUGGUUUUCCGUGUUAGACCUGAAGUCGGGGUACUAUCAGGUUGAAAUGGACGAAGCAGACAAGCAGAAGACUGCUUUUGUUUGUCCAUUAGGGUUUUGGGAAUUCAAUAGGAUGCCCCAAGGAAUUACAAAUGCGCCGUCAACUUUCCAACGACUCAUGGAGAGAUGUGUAGGAGACAUGAACCUAAAAGAGGUUUUAGUGUUCAUUGACGACCUCAUAAUCUUCUCUUCCUCCCUGGAGGAACAUGAGCAGCGUUUG
Molecule: messenger RNA, 4608 nt
Organism: Melanotaenia boesemani (Boeseman's rainbowfish)
Lineage: Eukaryota; Metazoa; Chordata; Actinopteri; Atheriniformes; Melanotaeniidae
Product: zinc finger CCHC domain-containing protein 12
Exons: 3
Coding region: 1280-3028 (582 amino acids)
Molecular function (GO): zinc ion binding; nucleic acid binding
Source: RefSeq, a predicted model, not a curated record